GGGAGCUGCUGCUUCAACAGGUGACACCGAGCACUUUAAGCAGCGGCUGCUAGCUCAAUCUACUUUCGAAGGGUCUCCGCUGUGCCGCCAUGGGGUUUUCGUUGUGGCAGGAAAUAAGAGGAAAGAGGAAAGGGGCCCAACCUGCCAAACUUGCAGUGCACAGGGGGAGGAGGAGGAGACGCAUACUCUUCAUGGAGAGGUAAGGAUUUCUGCCUUGUCCUGGAGGGAAAACUCUCUGGGAACAGAUUCUAGACUGGAAGCACAUCGGGUGGGUGGGAGACGUUGUAAUCGUAGAAUCGUGGGGUUGGAAGGGGUCACAGGGUCAUCUAGUCCAGCCCCCUGCAGUGCAGGAAUCUCAUUUAAAGCAUCCAGGACAGAUGGCCAUCCAGCCUCUGCUUCAAUGAAGAAGAUAUCUGAUGAAUAUCAAGUGCUUGCUUCUGGAGUGUGGAUCUUGGCUGUCUGUGUCAGGUGUGGAAUAAAGGAGUUCUGGAGAGGCAGGAAAAUGCUGUGCUGAAUUCAGGGAGGGGGGCUCCCCUCACUUGGGAGAAGGCUUUUGUGUAGCCUCUGUCUGUCAGGGACUGGGCAGAGGAGGAAUGGGGGAGACCGUCUCCCCAGCCUGACCCUUCCAGAGAAGAAGAAGACAGCUUAGAUUUACAACAGGGGUUUCAGGGAGGUCACAGCUCAGAGGCAGAUGAGGGGAAAGGCUGGGAAAUAAUGGGAGAGGAGGAGGAGGACGGGGGAGAACCAGGGGGGCCACAGCUGACACAGUGUCCUUAGAAAGCGUUCCAGACCCCCCCCCCCCUUCCAAAAUAUAGCAGGCCUUGGAAGUUGGAGGGCAAAGAGCUCAAAGGCUGAGGGCACUUCUCAGCACCCAUAGGGAUGACAAAUGAGGAAUGGGAGAGACGGGUGGGGUGCAGUUUCACUCGAAGCAACACAUUAUUCCGAGAGGCUGUAUUCCCAAGCCUCUCUCUGUGAAUACUGAGUAAAAGCUGAUGGUAAGGACUUUUCCAUAUAUUAUCCGUUCAUGGCAAGUUGCCAUGGGGUUGGUUCCUCUGCCGCCUGAUACUAUCAUACAAACCUAGACAAUUGUUUUACUCUAUUAAGGGGCCAGAUUUUGGGGGGGGGGGACAUGUGUACUUGUGUGUAUGUGUGUGUAUAGAGGCUGCCCCAGCACAUGGCAAGAAUCUGUGACUGGCAUCGCUAUGUUAACUCCUUGGGAGAACCCAGAACUGUUAGGGACUGAAGGGUCUGUGAAUGAUUUAGUAUUUAGUUGUCUAUCGGCAAAUUCGCAGAAGUUCAUUGAAUUAAAUUACGCUUCUCUGCUGAACAAGGAUGGUUGCGUUAUCAAUAAUGUUGCGUGUGUGAAUGGGCACGGUUAAUGUAAUUCUCACUGCAAUUCUCACCUGUUAGUCACUCAGUCUAAGCAGAUGGUUUUCUGGCUUUCCCUUUCCAGUUCUGCAAAGAAGCAGCAAGUAAGAGCAGCAAGUAAGAAGUAAGCAAGUAUUUGAACUAUUGGUAUUAAUAAUUGUAUUAUCAAUUGGUGUUGUUAUAAUGAGGCUAUUAUUCCGGACUGUAAUUGAAAACUAAUAAAAAUUAUUACCAAAAAAUAUAUAAAUUAAACUGCAGGAUGUGAAGUCAAGCUGUCUUGUGGCAAAAUGCUAGAACAGGAGGCUUGCUGACGACUUUAGCAAGCCAUUCAGAGUUGCUAACAAUAGGUAAAGGUAAAGGGACCCCUGACCAUUAGGUCCAGUCGUGACCGACUCUGGGGUUGCAGCGCUCAUCUCGCUUUACUGGCUGAGGGAUGCGGCGUACAGCUUCCGUGGCCAGCAUGACUAAGCCGCUUCUGGCAAACCCGAGCAGCGCACAGAAACGCCGUUUACCUUCCCGCCGGAGGGGUACCUAUUUAUCUACUUGCACUUUGACGUGCUUUCGAACUGCUAGGUUGGCAGGAGCAGAGACCGAGCAACAGGAGCUCACCCCAUCGCGGGGAUUUGAACCGCCGACCUUCUGAUCAGCAAGUGCUAGGCUCUGUGGUUUAACCCACAGCGCCACCCACGUCCCUAACAAUAGGUAGCUUUCUCUAAUUGCCAGGUUUUAGGUAAGAGAUGCUGGAUGGAAACUGCAACAGGAUUUUGUGGGCUCGGUACAAUGUAUGUGGAUUAUUAUUAUUACAGUGGUACCUCAGGUUACAUACGCUUCAGGUUACAGACUCUGCUAACUCAGAAAUAGUACCUUGGGUUAAGAACUUUGCUUCAGGAAGAGAACAGAAUUCGUACUCUGGCGGCGCGACAGUAGCAGGAGACCCCAUUAGCUAAAGUGGUGCUUCAGGUUAAGAACAGUUUCAGGUUAAGAACGGACCUCUGAAACGAAUUAAGUACUUAACCCGAGGUACCACUGUAUUAUUAGAGGAUGUAUUCAUGGAAAAACCAAUAAAAAUAUGAAAGAAAGAAAGAAAGAAAGAAAGAAAGAAAGAAAGAAAGAAAUGCCUAUAAACCUGGCAUUGCACAACAUCAGUGACGGAGGUGAGUAAUCCUUUCUCACCCUACCCUCGUCCCUCGGGAUGGGGCGCAGAUUGGAAGGGGUACGAGCAUAUCCGUAUCUCGAUCCCCUUCGCCUAUGACAUCUGCCCCCACCGCCAUACCUCCCUCGCCCCACUACGGUAGCAAUCCCAAGCCUCAAACCAACCUCCAUUUACAAAAUAGAAAAACAAAUCAAACCAAAAACAAUUGUACCAAAACAAAACAAAUCCCCACCCCACUCACUAUCCAACCCCAAACCAACAUAAAACGGAACAAAAUAAAAAUACACCAAUACAAACCACCGUUCACGGGCGUACAACAAAGUAAAAAGUAAAAACCCCUUAAAAACCCUUUAAAAUAUAUAAAAACAUUUUUAACAUUUGCUGCAGCAGCACCAGUGUCCUUAAAACUGUAGCAGUGGCGAGUGUGGGGCCCGCCCCCUAGGCCUGGUGGAGUGGGCCUACAGGAGGGAGGGGCCUUCCUCAACCCCCGCGGUGCAGCAGCAGCAGCAGUGUCCCAGUGCCUCAUGAGGCCUCUUAAGCUGUGGCGGUGGUGAGUCAGUCUGGGCCCCGCCCCUGGGCCAGGUGGAAUCAGCCUGAGGAGGGAGCGGCCUUCCCCAACUCACAGUGCAGGAGCAGGGGCGGUGUCCCACUGCCUCAUGAGGCCUCUUAAGCUGUGGUGAGUCAGUCUGGGCCCCGCCCCCUAGGCCUGGUGGAAUCAGCCUGAGGAGGGAGCGGCCUUCCCCAACUCACAGUGCAGCAGCAGGGGCGGUGUCCCACUACCUCAUGAGGCCUCUUAAGCUGUGGUGAGUCAGUCUGGGCCCCGCCCCCUAGGCCUGGUGGAAUCAGCCUGAGGAGGGAGCGGCCUUCCCCAACUCACAGUGCAGCAGCAGGGGCGGUGUCCCACUACCUCAUGAGGCCUCUUAAGCUGUGGUGAGUUAGUCUGGGCCCCGCCCCCUAGGCCUGGUGGAAUCAGCCUGAGGAGGGAGCGGCCUUCCCCAACUCACAGUGCAGCAGCAGGGGCGGUGUCCCACUACCUCAUGAGGCCUCUUAAGCUGUGGUGAGUCAGUCUGGGCCCCGCCCCCUAGGCCUGGUGGAAUCAGCCUGAGGAGGGAGCGGCCUUCCUCAACCCGCACGGUGCAGCAGCAUUUACCAUUUUUGGUAAAUGUGUUCAUGACUGCAGGUCAAAGGUUGAGCUGAGUACUGAUAAGGGCUUGUUUAUAAUCAUGCAAGAGCGGCUGUGGGGAGCUGCUUCUUCAACAGGUGACACCGAGCACUUUAAGCAGCGGCUGCUAGCUCGAUCUACUUUUGAAGGGUCUCCGCUGUGCCGCCGUGGGGUUUUCGUUGUGGCAGGAAAUAAGAGGAAAGAGGAAAGGGGCCCAACCUGCCAAACUUGCAGUGCACAGGGGGAGGAGGAGGAGACGCAUACUCUUCAUGGAGAGGUAAGGAUUUCUGCCUUGUCCUGGAGGGAAAACUCUCUGGGAACAGAUUCUAGACUGGAAGCACAUCGGGUGGGUGGGAGACGUUGUAAUCGUAGAAUCGUGGGGUUGGAAGGGGUCAGAGGGUCAUCUAGUCCAGCCCCCUGCAGUGCAGGAAUCUCAUUUAAAGCAUCCAGGACAGAUGGCCAUCCAGCCUCUGCUUCAAUGAAGAAGAUAUCUGAUGAAUAUCAAGUGCUUGCUUCUGGAGUGUGGAUCUUGGCUGUCUGUGUCAGGUGUGGAAUAAAGGAGUUCUGGAGAGGCAGGAAAAUGCUGUGCUGAAUUCAGGCAGGGGGGCUCCACUCACUUGGGGAGAAGGCUUUUGUGUAGCCUCUGUCUGUCAGGGACUGGGCAGAGGAGGAAUGGGGGAGACCGUCACCCCAGCCUGACCCUUCCAGAGAAGAAGAAGACAGCUUAGAUUUACAACAGGGGUUUCAGGGAGGUCACAGCUCAGAGGCAGAUGAGGGGAAAGGCUGGGAAAUAAUGGGAGAGGAGGAGGAGGACGGGGGAGAACCAGGGGGGCCACAGCUGACACAGUGUCCUUAGAAAGCAUUCCAGACCCCCCCCCCCUUCCAAAAUAUAGCAGGCCUUGGAAGUUGGAGGGCAAAGAGCUCAAAGGCUGAGGGCACUUCUCAGCACCCAUAGGGAUGACAAAUGAGGAAUGGGAGAGACGGGUGGGGUGCAGUUUCACUCGAAGCAACACAUUAUUCCGAGAGGCUGUAUUCCCAAGCCUCUCUCUGUGAAUACUGAGUAAAAGCUGAUGGUAAGGACUUUUCCAUAUAUUAUCCGUUCCUGGCAACUUGCCAUGGGGGUUGGUUCCUCUGCCGCCUGAUACUAUCAUACAAACCUAGACAAUUGUUUUUACUCUAUUAAGGGGCCAGAUUUUUUGGGGGGGACAUGUGUACUUGUGUGUAUGUGUGUGUAUAGAGGCUGCCCCAGCACAUGGCAAGAAUCUGUGACUGGCAUCGCUAUGUUAACUCCUUGGGAGAACCCAGAACUGUUAGGGACUGAAGGGUCUGUGAAUGAUUUAGUAUUUAGUUGUCUAUCGGCAAAUUCGCAGAAGUUCAUUGAAUUAAAUUACGCUUCUCUGCUGAACAAGGAUGGUUGCGUUAUCAAUAAUGUUGCGUGUGUGAAUGGGCACGGUUAAUGUAAUUCUCACUGCAAUUCUCACCUGUUAGUCACUCAGUCUAAGCAGAUGGUUUUCUGGCUUUCCCUUUCCAGUUCUGCAAAGAAGCAGCAAGUAAGAGCAGCAAGUAAGAAGUAAGCAAGUAUUUGAACUAUUGGUAUUAAUAAUUGUAUUAUCAAUUGGUGUUGUUAUAAUGAGGCUAUUAUUCCGGACUGUAAUUGAAAACUAAUAAAAAUUAUUACCAAAAAAUAUAUAAAUUAAACUGCAGGAUGUGAAGUCAAGCUGUCUUGUGGCAAAAUGCUAGAACAGGAGGCUUGCUGACGACUUUAGCAAGCCAUUCAGAGUUGCUAACAAUAGGUAAAGGUAAAGGGACCCCUGACCAUUAGGUCCAGUCGUGACCGACUCUGGGGUUGCAGCGCUCAUCUCGCUUUACUGGCUGAGGGAGCCGGCGUACAGCUUCCGUGGCCAGCAUGACUAAGCCGCUUCUGGCAAACCCGAGCAGCGCACAGAAACGCCGUUUACCUUCCCGCCGGAGGGGUACCUAUUUAUCUACUUGCACUUUGACGUGCUUUCGAACUGCUAGGUUGGCAGGAGCAGAGACCGAGCAACAGGAGCUCACCCCAUCGCGGGGAUUUGAACCGCCGACCUUCUGAUCAGCAAGUGCUAGGCUCUGUGGUUUAACCCACAGCGCCACCCACGUCCCUAACAAUAGGUAGCUUUCUCUAAUUGCCAGGUUUUAGGUAGGAGAUGCUGGAUGGAAACUGCAACAGGAUUUUGUGGGCUCGGUACAAUGUAUGUGGAUUAUUAUUAUUACAGUGGUACCUCAGGUUACAUACGCUUCAGGUUACAGACUCUGCUAACUCAGAAAUAGUACCUUGGGUUAAGAACUUUGCUUCAGGAAGAGAACAGAAUUCGUACUCUGGCGGCGCGACAGUAGCAGGAGACCCCAUUAGCUAAAGUGGUGCUUCAGGUUAAGAACAGUUUCAGGUUAAGAACGGACCUCUGAAACGAAUUAAGUACUUAACCCGAGGUACCACUGUAUUAUUAGAGGAUGUAUUCAUGGAAAAACCAAUAAAAAUAUGAAAGAAAGAAAGAAAGAAAGAAAAAGAAAGAAAGAAAGAAAGAAAGAAAUGCCUAUAAACCUGGCAUUGCACAACAUCAGUGACGGAGGUGAGUAAUCCUUUCUCACCCUACCCUCGUCCCUCGGGAUGGGGCGCAGAUUGGAAGGGGUACGAGCAUAUCCGUAUCUCGAUCCCCUUCGCCUAUGACAUCUGCCCCCACCGCCAUACCUCCCUCGCCCCACUACGGUAGCAAUCCCAAGCCUCAAACCAACCUCCAUUUACAAAAUAGAAAAACAAAUCAAACCAAAAACAAUUGUACCAAAACAAAACAAAUCCCCACCCCACUCACUAUCCAACCCCAAACCAACAUAAAACGGAACAAAAUAAAAAUACAUCAAUACAAACCACCGUUCACGGGGGUACAACAAAGUAAAAAGUAAAAACCCCUUAAAAACCCUUUAAAAUAUAUAAAAACAUUUUUAACAUUUGCUGCAGCAACACCAGUGUCCUUAAAACUGUAGCAGUGGCGAGUGUGGGCCCCGCCCCCUAGGCCUGGUGGAGUGGGCCUACAGGAGGGAGCGGCCUUCCCCAACUCACAGUGCAGCAGCAGGGGCGGUGUCCCACUGCCUCAUGAGGCCUCUUAAGCUGUGGCGGUGGUGAGUCAGUCUGGGCCCCACCCCUAGGCCUGGUGGAGUGGGCCUACAGGAGGGAGGGGCCUUCCUCAACCCCCGCGGUGCAGCAGCAUUUACCAUUUUUGGUAAAUGUAUUCAUGACUGCAGGUUAAAGGUUGAGUUGAGUACUGAUAAGGGCUUGUUUCUUCAACAGGUGACACCGAGCACUUUAAGCAGCGGCUGCUAGCUCAAUCUACUGUCGAAGGGUCUCCGCUGUGCCGCCAUGGGGUUUUCGUUGUGGCAGGAAAUAAGAGGAAAGAGGAAAGGGGCCCAACCUGCCAAACUUGCAGUGCACAGGGGGAGGAGGAGGAGACGCAUACUCUUCAUGGAGAGGUAAGGAUUUCUGCCUUGUCCUGGAGGGAAAACUCUCUGGGAACAGAUUCUAGACUGGAAGCACAUCGGGUGGGUGGGAGACGUUGUAAUCGUAGAAUCGUGGGGUUGGAAGGGGUCAGAGGGUCAUCUAGUCCAGCCCCCAGCAGUGCAGGAAUCUCAUUUAAAGCAUCCAGGACAGAUGGCCAUCCAGCCUCUGCUUCAAUGAAGAAGAUAUCUGAUGAAUAUCAAGUGCUUGCUUCUGGAGCGUGGAUCUUGGCUGUCUGUGUCAGGUGUGGAAUAAAGGAGUUCUGGAGAGGCAGGAAAAUGCUGUGCUGAAUUCAGGGAGGGGGGCUCCCCUCACUUGGGGAGAAGCCUCUGUCUGUCAAGGACUGGGCAGAGGAGGAAUGGGGGAGACCGUCUCCCCAGCCUGACCCUUCCAGAGAAGAAGAAGACAGCUUAGAUUUACAACAGGGGUUUCAGGUAGGUCACAGCUCAGAGGCAGAUGAGGGAAAAGGCUGGGAAAUAAUGGGAGAGGAGGAGGAGGACAGGGGAGAACCAGGGGGGCCACAGCUGACACAGUGUCCUUAGAAAGCAUUCCAGACCCCCCCUUCCAAAAUAUAGCAGGCCUUGGAAGUUGGAGGGCAAAGAGCUCAAAGGCUGAGGGCACUUCUCAGCACCCAUAGGGAUGACAAAUGAGGAAUGGGAGAGACGGGUGGGGUGCAGUUUCACUCGAAGCAACACAUUAUUCCGAGAGGCUGUAUUCCCAAGCCUCUCUCUGUGAAUACUGAGUAAAAGCUGAUGGUAAGGACUUUUCCAUAUAUUAUCCGUUCCUGGCAACUUGCCAUGGGGGUUGGUUCCUCUGCCGCCUGAUACUAUCAUACAAACCUAGACAAUUGUUUUUACUCUAUUAAGGGGCCAGAUUUUGGGGGGGGGGGGACAUGUGUACUUGUGUGUAUGUGUGUGUAUAGAGGCUGCCCCAGCACAUGGCAAGAAUCUGUGACUGGCAUCGCUAUGUUAACUCCUUGGGAGUGCGCGCACGGGUGCGCGCGCACGGGUACAGAAAUGCGUGCAUGCAGGCUCAGAGUGGAAAAGGCCAAUGGCGGAGGAUAGGGUGAGCAGUCAGGAUGCAGCCUAGAUAACAUCCCAGAUUCGUAUGCUUGGUUUAGCGCCCAACCCAUUUAAAGCUCUUCCUUUCCUCCAUCAACUUAAAUAGGAGAGCUAUAAUAGGUGCAGCUCCUUCUCUGACAGCGGUCACUCUGUGAAUAACAGAAGUUCUAGCCAGAUAGCUUUAUUUUAUUGCACCUGCUUAACUAGUAGGAACUUUGGAGAAGAGUGACUAGUGGGGUGCCACAGGGUUCUGUCUUGGGCCCGGUCUUAUUCAACAUCUUUAUCAACGACUUGGAUGAUGGACUCAAGGGCAUCCUGAUCAAAUUUGCAGAUGACACCAAACUGGGAGGGGUGGCUAACACCCCAGAGGACAGGAUCACACUUCAAAACGACCUUGACAGAUUAGAGAACUGGCCCAAAACAAACAAGAUGAAUUUUAACAGGAGAAAUGUAAAGUAUUGCACUUGGGCAAAAAAAUGAGAGGCACAAAUACAAGAUGGGGGACACCUGGCUUGAGAGCAGUACAUGUGAAAAGGAUCUAGGAGUCUUGGUUGACCACAAACUUGACAUGAGCCAACAGUGUGACGCGGCAGCUAAAAAGCCAAUGCAAUUCUGGGCUGCAUCAAUAGGAGUAUAGCAUCUAGAUCAAGGGAAGUAAUAGUGCCACUGUAUUCUGCUCUGGUCAGACAUCACCUGGAGUACUGUGUCCAGUUCUGGGCACCACAGUUCAAGAAGGACACUGACAAACUGGAACGUGUCCAGAGGAGGGCAACCAAAAUGGUCAAAGGCCUGGAAACAAUGCCUUAUGAGGAACGGCUAAGAGAGCUGGACAUGUUUAGCCUGGAGAAGAGGAGGUUAAGGGGUGAUAUGAUAGCCAUGUUCAAAUAUAUAAAAGGAUGUCACAUAGAGGAGGGAGAAGGGUUGUUUUCUGCUGCUCCAGAGAAGCGGACACGGAGCAAUGGAUCCAAACUACAAGAAAGAAGAUUCCACCUAAACCUUAGGAAGAACUUCCUGACAGUAAGAGCUGUUUGACAGUGGAAUUUGCUGCCAAGGAGUGUGGUGGAGUCUCCUUCUUUGGAGGUCUUUAAGCAGAGGCUUGACAACCAUAUGUCAGGAGUGCUCUGAUGGUGUUUCCUGCUUGGCAGGGGGUUGGACUCGAUGGCCCUUGUGGUCUCUUCCAACUCUAGGAUUCUAUGAUUCUAUUCUAUGAUUCUAUGAUCGGAGCGUGCACUUUGUAAACCAAGAGUUUGUGCACACCAGAUUCUACUGUGAAUUGGAGGCUAUUUGAGUCCAGAUUUUCAGGGCGUCAUCCUGAUGAGGCUGGUCUAUAACUGUGGGCAUCUCACUUUUUAUUUUAUUUUUCUUUUAGCAUGAAUUUGGAUUUCCAGGCUCCUGUUCAAAACUGAAAAUAAAAUAAAAUAAACCUCCGACCCGCUCCUACUGGUGCCUGGCUGGGCUGCUCCUUCCUUUGGCUCCUCCCUGCCUCCCUUCUCCUCUGUGGCAAUCCUUUCGCUUUGCCCAGCCAGUAGCUGAAUUGUGUGCCCUGCUUUCCCUUGCCUAUCUGUUCUUUUCCUGAGUGCAGCCACCCUCAGAAAGCAAGCUUUACUAACAAUAAUAAUUUUAUGAUUUGUACCCCACACAUCUGGCUGGUCCACGCUGGACUGCAUCCUAGAUCUUGCCCCCUGCUUCUUCCUCCCUCCCUCCACCUGCUCUCAGGAUCCGCAAGUGGACUGGCCAUGCGCCGGCUGAGCAGAUUGCUUUGAACCAGCCUUCCUCUUGUUGCAGAGGAGCAGAGGAUGCUGCCUUCUGCUGAAUCAGACCACUGCUCCAUCUAGCUCAGUACUGUAGGCACUGACUGGCAGUGGCUCCCCAGGAUUUCAGGCACAGGUCUCCCAUCCCUGCCUAGGGGUGCUGGUACCUUCUGCGUGCCUUCAGCUGCCAGCUAGUAUUUGGAAACACUGCUGCCCCCUACUGGGCAGGUGGCCAGUAGCCAUUGAUAGCCCUCUCCUGCAUGAAUUUAUCCGGUCCUCUUUCAAAGCCAUUCACGAUGGCAGCCACUGUCUCCUGGGGGAUCAAGUGCCAUAGUUUAGAGUAUGUGCUGUGUAGAGAAGUACUUUCUUUUAAACUGUUAACGGAGAAAUUUGAGGGCUCCCUUGGACAAAGGCAAAGACACCAGCCAGGAAUAUCAGAGCAAAACAGCAGCCAGUAGGCUUGGUCUUUAUUGUAAACUGUCAUGACAGGACUCCAACUCACUGCAAGAUGAAGCAAGAUGGAAACCCCGAACAAAAGGCGACCCCAACUUUUAUCCAUUCCUAAUCCCCAUGCUACACCCCUAAAACUACAUCAUUGCUACAUCAUAACUACAUUACUGAUACAUCCCAAAAAAGGAGGGGUUGAGGCCGUAACCUGAGUGUCUUGGCACCUGUCUCGUUCCUCCCCUCUCCCUUCUCAAGCGGACAUUCCACAGAACAGAGAGAAGUUCACAGUUUCCUGCCCCCAGAGGGGAGGGUUGACUACUGUCUUUUGUUUUAGUCCGUACCGAAUCCAUUUCCAAAUGCUGGUUCUUUGUAAGUGAAAUGAUCCAUAGUCUGGCACCAUCAACGUUAGUAUGUCCGCUCACUGCGGACGUAUUGGUACGCCUGGGGGAUUAUGGCUGCCCUAGGUCAAGCCUCCCCCAUUUGAUAGUCCUUCUUCCAAGGUGCAAAACAAAAGUGGAACGGCACAGAUCUGACAUACGGUUAAAUUUCUAUGAAUUUAUAACAGAAACACUAUAGAGGUAGAUAUACCUCUAUAGGUUUUGAGAUACCUUCAAUCAAAGCGGAAACAUUCUGACACAUUCUGAAAAGAUUAGUCAUGGUUAAUUAAUUCCGGAUAUGUUGUAUUACAGCUUGUCAAAGUCAUUGAGCAAGAUAGACAGCGGCCUUGCAGUACCUGCUUGGCUGCCACAAGGGGCGCUGUUUGGUUACAUUCAUUGGCUAGAGCGCAGCGAUUUAUUUGAAUAGGGAAACAGUCUACCCAGUUUGAGAAUAGGGAACGGGUUCCGUGGGGGCCAGACUUCUAUGUUUAGGCACUUUAUGGAGGCCCUUACAAAAAAAAGUUUACCAAUGGGAGUUGUGUGUGUGUGUAUUCGUGUCGUGCUUGUGGAACUGGGGGGGGGGGAUUCCUGCAACAAUCCUAAAUCUUCCAACAUUCGGCUUUGUUGGAUACCCACUGAUUCUAGUGUCCUAACAAGAGUGGGAGAAAAGCUUUUCUCUUUCCACUUUCUUUGUGUCAUGCAUAAUUUUAUAAACUUCUAUAGAUGUACAGCUUAUGAACAAAGUUAAAAAUUACAGUAGCUGCCCUGCUGCCCUUUGCUUCUAGCUCUGUGGAAUGUGACACAGAAGGAAAUUUGAGGGGGAAAGAUUCCCCACCUCUCUUCUUUCCUACGGCUGCUGAGCAUGUUCAGACCUCAAUGGAUCAAUUGGGGGGGGGGGGCUGUCCUCUUCACUUAAAUAGAUGUACUUCUGCAAACCUAAAUUUUUGAUACCUCCCUCUUGUUUCCCAUAAAGGCAUCUGGUGCUUCGGCAAGCAAGGGUUGUUUUGCCUGUAAAUAAGGUUUUCUAUUAUCUUUCUGAAGGAUGAAGGAUCUGCUGGAAGGUGAUCCAAAAAUGGUGGAACAUGCCAAUACCUACGAGAAACCUGUAAACAGAGCAGAACAAGUUGUGUUUUUAGCUCAACAGAAUAGAACUAUUCUCAUUUCUUCAUAUUUGGAGAUGAGAGAAAAAUAUGGUAAGCAAGUUAAUUCUGAUGCAUGAAAAGUAUCAAGAAGGAGACUUGAGACAGAUUGUAGUUUGUUGGGGGGGGUUAAAGAGCGAGCUCUUAAGAAUCUCUUUUUGCAGAAUGCGCAGUCAUGUCAUUCCAUUUUGUAAGCAGGUUUUGGUAGUUUGCAAAAUCCUGCCCAGCCUCUGUAGCCAUAGGUGACGAUGGGCCAUAUUCACAACAGCGUGGCUGAAAAUGAACGUGGGCCAUUUUCAAAUGAAACAAAUAACUUGCAUGGAGACUUUGCUACCAAAUGAAGCAAAGUGGGUAUUAAUGAAAAAUCACCUGUAGCUGUUGUGAUGGUGAUGGUGAUGUUUAAUAAUAAUAAUAAUAAAAAUAAUAAAAAUACCUCCCCCAUCUGGCUGGGUUUCCCCAAACACUCUGGGCAGCUCCCAACAGAAUAUUAAAAACAUGAUACCAGGUGCUUACAGGAACAGGAACCUAGAACUAGAACCUCGCAGGAAAGAGUGCACACCUGGUAAGGAGGCUUGAGGUCCUACACCUCUCAGGAGUAUUUGAGCAUCCUAGAACUGCCUAUGAUCUGCUUGCAUUGCUCAUGCCUAUGGAGGGAGAAAGAUACAGAAACCCAGAACUGCCCACUCCCUAAGCCUUGAACACCCAUCUGCUCUUUGCUAUUGGCAGGCACAAUUCCAACACCACCUGGCCUUGUUGAAAAGCGAGAAGGACAGUGGGGAGGUCCUCACAGUGAACCAAAGGAAGGGACUGGAGAUGCUGCAGGUAAGUUUGCCACCUUAGGCAAAGCUGUCUUUGAUGAUGAUGAUGAUGAUGAUAAAUACCCGCCCAUCUGGCUGAGUUUCCCCAGCCACUCUGGGCGGCUCCCAACAGAAUAUUAAAAACACAAUAAAGCAUCAAACAUUGAAAUCUUCCCUAAACAGGGCUGCCUUCAGAUGUCUUGUUUUUUCUUCACUUCAGAAAAGCUAAUGAAAUGCAAAGAUGCAAAUGAGUGGGCAGGUGCUUGUAUUAACUGCUAGAAAUAGGGUUAUAAAAAUAAAAAUGGGCAUCUGGGGUGACAGAGAGAGGGUCAGGAAACAGAGAAAGCCCUUACCCUGCUGUAUAUAUAUGCUACUCCUCAGCUACUGAGGCCCAUCCUCAUCAUCACCUAUGGCUACAUAGGCUGGGCAGGAUUUGGCAAACUAUGAAAACCUAUCAAAAUGCACAGUCUAGCAUAAAAAAUAAACCAGAGGUGGCAAAGAAGGAGAAAAUGUAUACUUUUAAAGAUCAAAGUAUACGUUUUCUCCUUCUUUGUUACCUCUGGUUUAUUUUCAUCAAUUACAAGGGGGGCAGGGAGUAAUGCAUACAGUGGCGUAGCAUGGGUUGUCAGCACCCGGGGCAAGGCAAGUAAUUUGCGCCCCCUAACCCGUGGAGCCAGGUAGGGGCAGAGAGCUGCGAGUGCGAGCGCCCCCCCAGAUGUUGCGCCCAGUGCGGCCGGCCCCCCCUGCACCCCCCACGCUACGCCACUGAAUGCAUAUGCUAGAUGUCUGCUCUGGGAACAGUUGAAUUCUUCAGCUAUAGGUAAAAGAUUGCUCUUUCUGAUCAAAUGUCUUAUCUUGGUAGGUGUCUAUCCCUGUUUGCCCUCUAGCUAUUCCUAGUAGCGAUCAGAAAAAGAUUCUGUGUGAAAUUAGACAAAAAGAAAAAGAGCUGGGAAUAUCUCCAACAAAUACAAAUAUUACCUGGCAUAUUAAGAUGCUGCAGGGACAGCUGUGCUAGCAACGCAGGAGAUAGAAGCAAAAUUGAAAUAUAUUCCUGAAUGCCAAAAUAAAUAGAUAUUGCAAUAAUAUCAAGAGUUCUGGUAUUAGCAACCCAGUUCAUCAUGGAAGUUUUAGUUUAUUGUAUGUGUGUUGAUGUGGCUACAUGUGAAACACGCCUUGUAGGUGAGAUUUGUGUUCUUCCUUAGUAAUGGUAAAUCAAGACCAUUAUUUGUGUGUGUUAAUUUCAUUUCAGGGGAUCACCAUAAUUAUCAGGGUAGAGGAAUCACAUCUAAGCGUACCAUCUUAUUUGCAUUCAUUAUUAUGCUCCCCUUCCUCAUCACCAUCAUUGCUCUUGCUGUCCGGAGAGGUGAGUUUUCUGCCUCUUUUCUUAGUGCUUUCUUCCAGGUCUGUCCCAGUCAUGACUUCUGUCUGCCAUCAGCACUUUGGCUUCUAAUAGCCAGUUCACACUUAGCAGCAGCAGAUAGGAAAACAGCUGCCUUUGGCUGAAUCCAUAUUAUCCAUGCUCUUGCCAAUGGCUCUCUGGGACUUUGGAGGGGAUCUUUCCCAGCUCUACCUGAAGUUGCCAGAGAUUGAACCCAAGGCCGUCAGCAUGCAAAGCAGAUGCUCUUCCACUGAGCAACAAAGCUCCCCCAAGUUGUGUGAUUCCUCUACUGCUACUUCCCUUUCCUCUCUCCAAGAUGCAUCUGAAUCCAGGGGCCACAAGAGCUGCUUAUUGAUUCCUUCUUUGCCCUCCCUCCAAGCCGGAGGUUGAAAUGUUAUGUGCAGAUCACAGUACACAGCAGAACUUUCUCUCUCUUGCAGGGGGGAAAUCCAACCAGAUUUGCCCUGAUGUUUUUUUGAGAGCAACAUGCCCAGCUGGCUGGAUUUUCUAUGAAGGAAAGUGUUACUUUUUCUCAGAAGAAGAAAAAAACUGGACAUCUGCCCAGAGCUUUUGCAUAUCCCAGGGCUCUUCUCUGGCUGAGAUUCAGUGUGAGCAUGAAAAGGUGAGACCAAGAAAUGUAUAAAUGUUUGUGAGAAUUAUCUCCUGCACAGCACUAUGGAAGAGCUAUCCUUAUGGAAAUAUAAAGAGAAUCUGUGAGGUAACGUGGCUUUGUCAUAGCUUGAUGCAAACAAAUUAUCCAUCUUGCAGCCAUUAUGAUCAAGGAUAAUAGGAAUUAUAGAUCAAUUCCCCAGCAAGUUCCCCAUCCCUGCUAUAUACUCUUCCUUCAGCCACUUUCCCAUCCUUCUUGAACUCCUUCCUUCUGCUAUCUAAGUCUCACUUUCUUUGCAUCUCCAGUCUCACUGCCCAGGUCUCUGUCAGAAGUUCGUUCUCCUCCCACAAGUGGCAUUAUUUGAGGUGGAAGGCUCAUUUGGAGGCACUGUUCUAAGCUGUUUGUGUGUUUUCAACCAAGGUGUUCAUGCUCCGGUUCAAGGGCGAAGCUGACCAUUGGAUUGGCCUUCAGAAGGACUUCAAUGAUACCUGGAUAUGGGCAGAUGGAUCAGAAUACAGUAACACGUGAGUCCUUGUUCUUCUCCAAAUUGGGACUAAGGAGCGACCAUGCUGUGUACAGUGAGUGGAUCCCAAACCUGAAUCUGUAACCAAAAAUCACUCCAGAAUGUGAACUUCAAGGAAUCAGGAUUGCACCAAAGCAUAAACCUCACAGUAACCUUCCUGAUAUGUCGGGGUUUCUCACCUCUGACCAUACACACAGAAACCAUCCACACUGCCGACAAACUCCAGCUAAUGCUCUUGAGCUCCUCUGGUGUGGAGAAAGUCCUUGUCUUCCCACUCUCAUAAGACUUAAGGUCAAUCAAUUAAGCUGAAAGGUAGGUGAUUCAGGAUGCACUAAUGUGUUUCUUCACACAUUACAAACUAUGGAAUCGCCUCCCACAAGAUGGACAGCUUUAGCAGGGAAUUAGACAGACCCAUGGAGAACAAGACUGUUGAUGGACCCUGAUGAUGAGUCAUAUGCUGCCUCCAGGAACUGAGACAGUGUAGCCUUGAAUACAAGUUGCUGUGGAACAAUCAUUGGGGAAGGUUCUAGUAAAAGCAUAGGUAUUUUAUUGAUUUCUGGGUAAACAGUGAAGAGAAAGGAAACAAUACAAAAUAUCAAGUACAGAUCAUCCGUCAUACAACCAGAGCACAAAACCACACAGGGUGAAGUUUAUCCGUGGAUCAGAUCUCUCCAUAAUGUAACAGGUGGUUUGAUUAGGGAGGCUGAUUUAUGAGUAUAAUCAAGAAACAUAAGCCAUGUACUCUCACACUUUCUUAAUCUGCUAUCUAACAAUCCUGCUAUGCUCCCUGACCGGCCUGCCAGUCAUGCAAUGUAAGCAAACCAUGCAACACAAGCCCCAAAUCAAUGGAUUCAAGUUACAGGAAAGGAGAUUCGGACUAAAUCUCAGGAAGAACUUUCUGACAGUAAGAGCUGUUUGACAGUCAGACUCCCUUGGGAGGUUGUGGACUCUCCUUUAUCGGAGGUUUUUAAAUAGAGGUUGGAUGGCCACCUGCCAAGGGUUCUUUAGCUGUGAUGAGCACAAUGGGACUUGCUUUUGAGUAGACAUGGCUAGAGGCUUACACCAUAAGUCUCUGAUAUAGAAAGUUAUGAAAUGAUCUGGAACUAAGCUCCCAUUUCUAAUGGAUCUGAUUCUUGGCUACAUAGUUUAUGACACUGUCCCACACAUGCAAAACAGAGCAACCAACCUGGCUUGCCCUUUCUUCUUGUGUUGCAGGUUGGUGGUGAAAGGAAGUGAAAACUGUGCCUAUCUAAGCAAGGAGUUUGUCAUUCCCUCCCCUUGCAACAUACCAAAAAUGUGGAUCUGCAGUCACCCUGAUGCGUAUAUGAGAAAUAAAAACUCUACAGCAGGAAAAGUCAUAUGCCAAGAGGAAUUAUGGUAAGUCCCAGUUAUGUAAGAAAUCAGCAAUUUCCAUUCUGGCCCAUUUUAAUCACAAUCAGCACUAUUUCCACUCUGCUGCAGUUUGAUUUCCUUCUAAUGCUACAAUAUUCAGCUCACUGUCUACUAUGCAACAUCGUUUGUGCAACUUGCAUUUAUUUCUGUGUAAAGGAAACAUCAAAACAAUGUAAGAAAGUAUUUAAUGACAUACCAUUUGCGGACAUCAAGACAGCAACAACAAUCAGGUGAACAAAUACAGAUUGUAUUCACUUGAUUCUCUGACCACAGAGCUGCCACCAUUUCUGCUUGCUUUUCUGUUUUUGUCACAAUUCUCUGACAUGCUUAGGUAAGCCUUUCCAUUGUAUGACCUAGAUACUGUUUCUAGAAGGAAAGGCAGCAAAUUGUAUGGAAACAAUUUUACAGCAAAGCUGGUGUGUGACAGGAGACUACAGAUAGGAGUGCUCAGCUCUGACGCUUGUUCACAGCUUCAUACAAAACCUCAAAUGAUCUGAACUAGGCUUCAGUGCCUGCACACUUUCAACCUGAUCUUUGUACAACAUCAGCUAGAAACUUGUCUUACUUUAUACUGAAUCUUGAAAUCUGUCACCAAGAAGAGAAUGGAAAAUCAUAAGCAGGGACAUUGGGCUUCUACAUUGAACCUAGCCAUUUGCUAACUAAGUGGAGAGGGCACAAGCUGAUGAUUCAUGGAUUUAUGCCAUUCUGCCAGAAAUCCAUCAAAUUUUUCUUCUAUUUCAGAUUAUUAGAGUUGUGAAGAUGACCACCUACACAAAAGUUGACUUGGUGCAGGCUCAAUACAAGACAAAUGUGCAACUCUGCUCUGGUGGCUUACCACAGGAAAUUGUCAUAUGAUCAUUGCUAUAGGAUGUUACAAUGACCACAAGCAUAGGUGGCUUUCAAAGUGGACUGUCCUUGGUUCAAAGAGCACAGGCACAUUGACAGCUAUUAACCAGGGCAGCCAGGGACUGGACCACCCCAUUCAGAGGCAGGUGUACAACUUGGUUUUUAUUGGGGGCAUAUGGCUGGAGACUCAAGAGUACAUUAUACUGACCCAGACUGGCAGCUCUCAUGUUUCUGGCUUACAUCAUUGUGCAGCACAGUUGGGGAUCCUGGGCAAAAUAUUAUCCGACUCCUUUCAUUUCAUCUGGCAUUGUCCAGUGGCUCCUCAUAGCCAGACGAAGUGUCCACUAGUGCCAUCAUGUUUCUGCCAUCUGUAUUCUGCCAGAAAUUGUUUCCUUAAUAUAGAAUCCAUGCCUCAUCCAACCCAGGGCUGGAUUAACCUGCAGGGACUGCCCUGCUUCUCUCUACCUGGCUUGGGGCGGGGCCUGACAGGCUCCAUAAAGGAGUGCAGCUGGGCAGAGAGGGCUCCAUUUCUGUUUUUGUUUAAAAUUGCUCCCUUCAUUACUAUCAAAUAAGGGAGGCUUAUAAUCUAGAUAAAAAGAUUGGUUUCCAGGAGGAAAAAUCAAAAUUGGAGACAGAACUGUUAGAUCCUAAAACUAAGAAUUUAUCAAGAAUGUAUAACUUGCUGUUGAAAUGGAAUACACAGGAUGAAACGGUUAAAUCUGUUAUGAUUAAAUGGGCACAAGAUUUUGGACAUAAUAUUAUGUUUGCUGACUGGGAACAGUUAUGGACCACAGGUAUGAAAUUUACGGCUUGUAAUGCCUUAAGAGAAAAUAUAAUGAAAAUGAUUUACAGGUGGUACUUAACCCCAGUCAAGCUAGCAAAAAUCUAUCAUUUGCCAGGCAGUAAAUGUUGGAAAUGUAAAGAGACGGAGGGUACAUUUUUUCACCUUUGGUGGACAUGCCCAAGGAUUAAGGCUUUCUGGGAAAUGAUAUAUAAUGAACUGAAAAAGGU
Messenger RNA from Podarcis lilfordi (Lilford's wall lizard), 18541 nucleotides. The record is from the annotation of a GenBank genome assembly. NCBI's taxonomy places the organism in Eukaryota, Metazoa, Chordata, Lepidosauria, Squamata, Lacertidae.